GAAAGAGUCACAUGUGUAUACAACUUGUCACUCAACAAACUAACAGCAAUAUUACUAAUUAUUUAUAAUAAUGCCUUCAAAAAAAGGAAUGAAAAGAAAUAAACGGGAUGAUGAGGAUGAUGUUAUUACUAAGUAUGAUGAAAAUGAUAUAACAAGUAGUGAUGAUGAAUUAUCAGAUUCCGAAAAAAAAUUACUUGAAAAAGUUAGACAAAAACGUAUUCCAACAAAUUAUGAUAGUGAGGAUGAAGUUUAUGGAUUAAAUAUGGAAGAUGAUGAUGAUGCUGAUGCUGAUGAUGAUGAUGAUGAUGAUGAUGAUGAUGAAAAAAAUUCAAUGGAAUCUGAUAUUGAACAUCCAGAAGAUGAUGAUCUGCCAGAUGAAAGAGCUUGGGGUAAAAAGAAGAAAGCAUAUUAUUACACCGAUUAUGUUGAUCCUGAUUAUGCUACUUCAAACCAAAAGGACAUGGCAGCGGCUGAGGAAGAAGAACGUGAGGCUAUUAAUAUUCAGAAAAGAUUAGCUGAACAAUUGGAUGAUGCAGAUUUUGGCUUUGAAUUGAUCCAAGAUUCAACUAAAAAAGAAACAGAUGAAUCCGAAGAUGUGGUUAAAAUGGAUUUGAGCAAGAUGAGUUUAAACCAAAAACUUCGCUUCUUUGAGAAAGAAAAUCCUGAAUUCAAACCUGUGGUAACAGAUUUAAAAGAUCGUCUAAAAGAAAUAAAGGAUAUUAUUUUACCUUUCUUCAAUUUUAUAAAAGAUUUAAAUAUUGAAAAUUGUCCAACAGUUAAUUAUAUGCAAACAAAGUAUCAAUUAACAUUAAAUUAUUGUAUUAAUGUAUCAUUUUAUUUAAUGCUUAAAUCAAAAAGAAUAUCGGUUGCUGGACAUCCAGUUAUUAAACGACUAGCACAAUAUCGUCAAUUAUUGAAUCAACUUGAUGAAGGACAAGGUGAUCUUCUAACUGAAGUGUCACAACUCUUAAAUGCACAUAAGAAUCAACAGCCUAUCUACAAAACUGCAGACAAUACUGAAAUCCAAAAUUCUAUCCUAAAACGACCAUUAGUUGAUGAAGACAAUAACAUUAAUCGCAAAAAGAAGAAAAAAGUAGUAAUAUCUGAAAUUGUAGAUGAAUUAUCUGAUGAUCUUGAUUUGGAUGUUAAUAAGCAUGACGACAAUAGUGAUGAUGAAGCUGAAGAAGAUGAAAAAGAAGACUUAAGUUUAUCAGAAGAAAUACCCCCUGAGGAAAAACGUCCCAUCACCUAUGAGAUAGCGAAGAACAAAGGCUUAACUCCAUAUCGUAAAAAGGAAUUGCGUAAUCCACGCGUUAAGCAUAGACUCAAGUAUCGCAAAGCAAUAAUUCGUAGAAAAGGAGCAGUAAGAGAAGUCAGGAAGGAAAUUAAUAAAUAUUCAGGUGAAAUGUCUGGUAUCAAGGCUAGUGUAAAGAAGGGUAUUAAAUUGAAAUAAUUUGUAUAUUGUAACAAGUUUGUAUUACAAAAUAAAUUAUCCUAAAAUUGAAA
Messenger RNA from Chelonus insularis, 1506 nucleotides. RefSeq names its product UTP3 small subunit processome component Sas10 (gene Sas10). Bases 71 to 1453 code for a protein of 460 amino acids. Gene Ontology annotation, cellular component: small-subunit processome; nucleolus. Lineage: Eukaryota; Metazoa; Arthropoda; Insecta; Hymenoptera; Braconidae. The record is from RefSeq and is a predicted model, not a curated record. Gene Ontology annotation, biological process: maturation of SSU-rRNA from tricistronic rRNA transcript (SSU-rRNA, 5.8S rRNA, LSU-rRNA). The transcript has 3 exons.